Molecule: messenger RNA, 2372 nt
Organism: Gorilla gorilla gorilla (western lowland gorilla)
Lineage: Eukaryota; Metazoa; Chordata; Mammalia; Primates; Hominidae
Gene: LMBR1L
Product: limb development membrane protein 1 like
Exons: 17
Coding region: 370-1839 (489 amino acids)
Biological process (GO): receptor-mediated endocytosis; signal transduction
Cellular component (GO): plasma membrane
Molecular function (GO): transmembrane signaling receptor activity
Source: RefSeq, a predicted model, not a curated record
CCCCUGGAAGGAACCCGCCCAUCCCUUGUGUCGUCACUAGAUCUCUUAAAAAGAUGGCCCCUCAGCGGCGCUUCCUUGUAGCGAGCCUAGUGGCGGGUGUUUGCAUUGAAACGUGAGCGCGACCCGACCUUAAAGAGUGGGGAGCAAAGGGAGGACAGAGCCCUUUAAAACGAGGCGGGUGGUGCCUGCCCCUUUAAGGGCGGGGCGUCCGGACGACUGUAUCUGAGCCCCAGACUGUCCCGAGUUUCUGUCUCAGGCUGCGAGGAAAGGCUCCUAGGCUGGGUCCGGGUGCUUGGCGGCGGCGGCUUCCUCCCCGCUCGUCCUCCCCGGGCCCAGAGGCACCGCGGCUCCAGUCAUGCUGAGCAGAGUAUGGAAGCACCUGACUACGAAGUGCUAUCCGUGCGAGAACAGCUAUUCCACGAGAGGAUCCGCGAGUGUAUUAUAUCAACACUUCUGUUUGCAACACUGUACAUCCUCUGCCACAUCUUCCUGACCCGCUUCAAGAAGCCUGCUGAGUUCACCACAGUGGAUGAUGAAGAUGCCACCGUCAACAAGAUUGCGCUCGAGCUGUGCACCUUUACCCUGGCAAUUGCCCUGGGUGCUGUCCUGCUCCUGCCCUUCUCCAUCAUCAGCAAUGAGGUGCUGCUCUCCCUGCCUCGGAACUACUACAUCCAGUGGCUCAACGGCUCCCUCAUCCAUGGCCUCUGGAACCUUGUUUUUCUCUUCUCCAACCUGUCCCUCAUCUUCCUCAUGCCCUUUGCAUAUUUCUUCACUGAGUCUGAGGGCUUUGCUGGCUCCAGAAAGGGUGUCCUGGGCCGGGUCUAUGAGACAGUGGUGAUGUUGAUGCUCCUCACUCUGCUGGUGCUAGGUAUGGUGUGGGUGGCGUCAGCCAUUGUGGACAAGAACAAAGCCAACAGAGAGUCACUCUAUGACUUCUGGGAGUACUAUCUCCCCUACCUCUACUCAUGCAUCUCCUUCCUUGGGGUUCUGCUGCUCCUGGUGUGUACUCCACUGGGUCUCGCCCGCAUGUUCUCCGUCACUGGGAAGCUGCUAGUCAAGCCCCGGCUGCUGGAAGACCUGGAGGAGCAGCUGUACUGCUCAGCCUUUGAGGAGGCAGCCCUGACCCGCAGGAUCUGUAAUCCUACUUCCUGCUGGCUGCCUUUAGACAUGGAGCUGCUACACAGACAGGUCCUGGCUCUGCAGACACAGAGGGUCCUGCUGGAGAAGCGGCGGAAGGCUUCAGCCUGGCAACGGAACCUGGGCUACCCCCUGGCUAUGCUGUGCUUGCUGGUGCUGACGGGCCUGUCUGUGCUCAUUGUGGCCAUCCACAUCCUGGAGCUGCUCAUCGAUGAGGCUGCCAUGCCCCGAGGCAUGCAGGGUGCCUCCCUAGGCCAGGUCUCCUUCUCCAAGCUGGGCUCCUUUGGUGCCGUCAUUCAGGUUGUACUCAUCUUUUACCUAAUGGUGUCCUCAGUUGUGGGUUUCUAUAGCUCUCCACUCUUCCGGAGCCUGCGGCCCAGAUGGCAUGACACCGCCAUGACGCAGAUAAUUGGGAACUGUGUCUGUCUCCUGGUCCUAAGCUCAGCACUUCCUGUCUUCUCUCGAACCCUGGGGCUCACUCGCUUUGACCUGCUGGGUGACUUUGGACGCUUCAACUGGCUGGGCAAUUUCUACAUUGUGUUCCUCUACAACGCAGCCUUUGCAGGCCUCACCACACUCUGUCUGGUGAAGACCUUCACUGCAGCUGUGCGGGCAGAGCUGAUCCGGGCCUUUGGGCUGGACAGACUGCCGCUGCCCGUCUCCGGUUUCCCCCAGGCAUCUAGGAAGACCCAGCACCAGUGACCUCCAGCUGGGGGUGGGAAGGAAAAAACUGGACACUGCCAUCUGCUGCCUAGGCCUGGAGGGAAGCCCAAGGCUACUUGGACCUCAGGACCUGGAAUCUGAGAGGGUGGGUGGCAGAGGGGAGCAGAACCAUCUGCACUGUUGCAUAAUCUGAGCCAGAGUUUGGGACUAGGACCCCCUGCUUUUCCAUACUUAACUGUGGCCUCAGCAUGGGGUAGGGCUGGGUGACUGGGUCUAGCCCCUGGUCCCAAAUCUGUUUACACAUCAAUCUGCCUCACUGCUGUUCUGGGCCAUCCCCAUAGCCAUGUUUACAUGAUUUGAUGUGCAAUAGGGUAGGGUAGGGGCAGGGAAAGGACUGGGCCAGGGCAGGCUCGGGACAUAGAUUGUCUCCCUUGCCUCUGGCCCAGCAGAGCCUAAGCACUGUGCUAUCCUGGAGGGGCUUUGGACCACCUGAAAGACCAAGGGGAUAGGGAGGAGGAGGCUUCAGCCAUCAGCAAUAAAGUUGAUCCCAGGGUUUGCUUUGUUUUUUUAAA